Messenger RNA from Aaosphaeria arxii CBS 175.79, 2722 nucleotides. RefSeq lists its product as uncharacterized. The coding region runs from base 487 to 2223 and encodes 578 amino acids. The transcript is spliced from 3 exons. NCBI's taxonomy places the organism in Eukaryota, Fungi, Ascomycota, Dothideomycetes, Pleosporales. The record is from RefSeq and is a predicted model, not a curated record.
GGAGCAUUUACAGGAAGCGGGUGGAUUACUAGGGGUGAUAUGACAGGGAUGUGCUAUCAGUCGCGUUGCACGAUAGCCAACCACCCACUCGCACCCCGCGAUCAACCUCCCAACCUCGCGUUUCACCCCUCACCCCUGGCGAUGCGUUUGCUGGCCGCUCCCGAGUCGACGCCUCCCGGCUGCCAGUCGAUGCUCAGAUCAGAGCACGGCUGUCUCUUCACCAUGGCCUCUUCUCCUGCCACUGCCUUUGCUCCUGCUCCUGCUUCUUCACAGAAUCAGAGGCUCUUCGACCCAGCUUAGGCACCCAUGUCUCAUAGGGCUACUACAUCACAAGGUGUUUCCAUGUGCCGACCGCGCCUAUUCGCAUCCCUCGUGGUACGACCUUAAUUCAGACCCAACUUCCAGCCUCCUCUCGGUAUCUACCCGUACCAGCGCUUCUUCACCUCUGCGUCUGCAAACGACUCUAUGCGAGCCGCCUAUACAACCAUGGAUGGUGGAAGCUUCUACGAACACGAUAUUCCUUCUCUCAGCGCAUCCGCCAUGAGCGCCUUUGAUCCGGAGCGAAGCACACACUCGGCCUACAGCGGGCGAUCCGGCAUGCAGUCGUCGUCGCGAUGGAGCUUACAAGAGCCAGAAGAGUCGGACCAAGAAUCGGACGGCCCGUGGCGACCGCCAGCCUGGCAGAAGAGCAGCAACAACAACUGGUACCGCAAAUCCCUACUCGGCGACAGCGUGAUGCGGUCGAGUCCUUCGAGAUCUCCUUCGUACUAUGAGCGCGGCGAUCGAGACGUCACACCAUCGCGCAUCCCUCUCCCAGACUCGCCGCUCAAGCAUACCCCGCGAACGAGCCCGGAACCGGAGCAUUUAUUCACACCGGAAAACAUAGCAUCAAGGAUGCAAAGUCCCUCAGCGGAGCCAGAUAUGGAUGGAGAAGUACCCCAUGGCGAGGGAGAAGAGGCGGCAUUGUCGCUGCAUGACGAGGGUGCUGCGAACCCGGACGGAUUCAUCCGCUUCGCCGUACGGGGGGAGACAUUGUUCCGCACUGCACCCAUUGAGGACUCCAUAUCUGUGUGUGCCCAUUUCGUACAUGCGUUUAGCAAUUCGCCCAUGAGCAUUAUCAGCACAUUGUUCAUGAUCGCGCUUGCAUGGGUCCUCGUCCAGCCAUGGACGUCAACAGGUCUAGUGCCCGACGUAGCCAACGUCGCAGGAUUCGUAAAGCAGCUGUCGCCUCUGCUGUAUGCGUCCGAGAACGUGAUACCGCGCUCGCGAGAGCUUGCCGAAGCAAGCAUUGCUGUGCAGGAUCUGGGUGAGAGCGUGCGGGCGACGAACAUGUCCGCAUCGACGACAAUCAUCGACCAGCUUGACGAUCUGGGGGACAACCUCAAGGUGCUGUCGGAGCAGAUGACGAGUUUCUUUACGAAUGUUGAUGGCGAUGUUGAUUCUAUCUUGAUCACGAUGGAAUGGGCGAAGCGCGAACUGAAGAGCAUCCAAGGUCCCAAGACAGGCCUAAUAGAUACCGUCAUUGGCAACAUCCACGGCGCCCUCGGCAAGGCAGGACUUCUGGAGCACGACGGCCAACCCACAGCGAUAGGCCGCACAUUCAGCGACGUGCUCGGCCAAACCUCACAACAGCGCUCCAAAGCCACCCUCCAACGAACCUUCGACUACCUCCUCUCGACGCUCGAAGAAAACAUCACCAACGAGCUCGCGCGCGCAGACGUCCUCUUCACGCUCUUCGAAAGCGUAGACCGGCAAUUCCAAAACCUGCACCGGUCCGUCGCCAAAGAGGAAGACAGCGUCGCAACCAAGAAGGACGAAUUCCUCGCGUCCAUGUGGCGCAGCUCCAUCGGCAACCAGCUGAAGCUCAAGAAAUACGAAAAGAACCUCAAGCUCCUCAAGACCGUGCGCGCCAGCACCCUGACGAACAAGUCGGAGCUCAAGUCGCACAUACAGAUCAUCCACUCGGUCAAGGAGCAGCUCGACAAGGCGCGCCGCAACCUCGUCAGCCCGCUGAUCCGCCGCGCCCAGUCCAACUCCUUCGGCCUCGAGCAGCAGCUCGCGGACCUGAGCGGCACGUAUGGUUUCCUGAAGGGCGUCAGGGAGGAGCAGAAGCAGAAGGUGCUGAGGCAGCUGUGGAGGGAGGCGCCGAAGAGGAGGGUCACGAUUAGUGGUCAUGGUGGGGUUUACGACGAGGAUAAUGAGGAAGGGGUGGCGGAGUAUUGAAAUUAGGCUUUCUUAGGAGUAUUGUUUGGGAUAGGUGCACGAACCGGUAUUGGAGUUCGGUUUUCGGGUUAUUCUUUCUCGCGGGGCUGAAACAAGACACGACGAUGAUGUUGAUGAAUAAGGAAUCGGUAUAUGUGUCGUCGAAACAACGAUCGGGACAAAAAUGCGACAAACGACCACCCAACCCAAACAUGAAGCAAUGUCAACGACGACAGCGACAAACCGCCUCAAAACUGUCGCAUGUAUCAAAGAUCGAUCAGAUCACAGAAAGAAGAGACGGAAGAUAAGAAGAAAGAAAAAACUCAGUUACACCAGAUCAACCCAAAUCACCUCAUUUUAUCUUUUCACUACACGUCUUUCUUGCCCCUCAUCCAUCAUGUUAUCUUUCAUUAAAAGUGCAACUUUCAAAGCAACAAACGCUAUCAAUGAUAAUAGUAGAUAAGAACAGUUAGUAUACACAGUACAUUAUGAGAUAAAUAUUAUGGGUGCUGCUCUGGUG